CCUCCUGUCAAUCAAAAACCCACAGAGAUUGCUCUCUUUUCAGACAUUCUUUUUUCGGAUGAGAUUCUGAAACAACACUAUUUUCAGAAGCUGUUGGACAAAUCCGUAAUCUUCCAUGGGAGGAUACACAAGCAAGCAAGAUGGGAGCAGUGGGAGAUGGACCGAGGGGACAUCAAGUGAAAGAAGAAUGAGAACCAAGAGAGGAGAGAAAGGUGAGAGAGAGGUUAUGGCCAUGGCGAUGGAGGAGGCAGAGACAGAGUGGAGGAGAGAGAGGAAGAGGCUGAAGGAGGAGGUGAAGACGCUGAGGAAGAAAGUGGAGGAGAAGGAACAAGUUAAGGCGGAGCAGAGAGAGUGGGAGUGGGUGGUCGGGCAGAUGUGCGUGGAGAGAGCUGUCAAGGACGAGGCCGUGGAGAGGUGGAAGAAGCUCUAUCUGGCUAUCAAGAACGAGCUUGAUGAUCUCAUUCAGAGAACUUAUGGACAAGGGUUGCACCAGAGACCCGAGGAGGAAGGUGAAAAGACAAUACAAGAACUCAGACAGCAACUGAAGGUAAGGGAAGAAACCAUUGAGAGGCUCAAAGAGAGAAUAGCUUUAAUGGAGAAGCAACAGUAUGGCAAAGAAAGAGAGAUUGACAUACUGAGACAGAGCUUGCGAAUCAUCAGCAAUGACAGCACCGGGAAGAAGAAGAACAAGAAGACGUCUUCAUCUCGUUCUACUAGAAACCUGCGGAUAUUCAAAAACACGUGUAAAUAACUGAUAUUCAUCUCAAUAACCUCUUCAAGGAAGUGCAGUACAAGUAGGAAAGCUAAGUACAAUGUAAUACAAUUCCUUUCCCCAUCUCAGGGAAUAUAUCUUCACAUGUGAAAUA
Molecule: messenger RNA, 866 nt
Organism: Tarenaya hassleriana
Lineage: Eukaryota; Viridiplantae; Streptophyta; Magnoliopsida; Brassicales; Cleomaceae
Exons: 2
Coding region: 116-751 (211 amino acids)
Source: RefSeq, a predicted model, not a curated record